Punctularia strigosozonata HHB-11173 SS5 is the source of this 684-nucleotide messenger RNA. RefSeq lists its product as uncharacterized. The record is from RefSeq and is a predicted model, not a curated record. Lineage: Eukaryota; Fungi; Basidiomycota; Agaricomycetes; Corticiales; Punctulariaceae. The transcript is spliced from 2 exons. Bases 1 to 684 code for a protein of 227 amino acids.
AUGACCUCUGGUCUCGCUGGCGGUAAUGCCGACGCGGGAAGCGACCAGAUACCGCGGCUUACCGGGUCCGGCAUAGGAACGCCCGAUUUCGGCGCCGGACUGAACGCCAAUGCGAACGCAGCGGACGACCCGUUUGCGAUGAUGCUCUCGAGUAUGCUGCAGGGCCAGGGCGGCGCUAAUGGGCAGAUGCCGCAAAUGCCACAGAUGCCGGGCAUGCCCCCAAUGCCCGGAAUGAACAUAGCGCCGCCGAAGCCGCCGACGCUGUUGCAGCGAAUCUUGCCGGUGUUGCAUGUGCUCAGUAUAUGGAUCUUGCUGGGAUUCUUCGUGUUGUUCAGGGAGCCCGUAGCGUUCGACGCGCAAACACAUCGAGGGAGCACGACUGGAUGGUUAGGACGCUGGGGGGAGUUGCUACAUGCGCCGGGAAGCGUAUCAGGACCUUUCUUUUGGGCCUUCAUCACCCUCGAAAUUACACUUUUCUCCAUCCGCAUUUUCACGGGGCUUUCGAACCCUUCUUUGCCCUUCAUGCUGCAAAUGGCCCUCCCGCAUCUUCCGCCACCUGUUCCAAGCCUCAUCACCCACGGGUUGAGAUACAUAAGGAUGGGCGGCAUCCUGCUGGACGAUGUCGCGGCGCUGAUACUCGGAUUGGGGCUUCUGACCUGGGCGGGAAGCGUGCUGGGGUCGUAG